AUGACUAUACUAGCUACGGAACUUAAACCGACCUGCGAUGCUUCAAUUACGCACAGCAACGAUGAUGACUACCAUACCGGGUUCAUGGCUUCUUCUCCUCUCCUCCGUUUACCUUCACCUUGGGACGAAUGGGAGGCCAUCCUUGACGCCGCUGUCCAGAAAAAAUUACAGCUUGGUGACAAACCUGAUUUGACCGUGGCUGAGGAAAAUGCUUCAAAACAAUGGAGAGGGGAUGUUCGUAAGAUGAACACACUAUCCGUCGCAGGACUCGAGAAAUCGGAGGCGACCCUCCAGCGAGCUCACGUUGUUCUCACUUAUAUCCUUCACUUCUACAUCCAGACACUUCCCGUAUCUGAACCAAUCUUGGUUCCCAGGACGAUCUCAAUUCCUCUUCUUUACGUCUCUCAGCUACUGGAAGUUCCACCAGUCAUCACAUACGCCGACAGUGUACUUAACAAUUGGGAAUAUAUCAUUUGGCCUCAAAAAACCAGCGAACGCCCUGCAGCAGACAACCUACGAUCUCAGACAACAUUCACGGGACUCGUAGAUGAGCACGAGUUUAAUCUUGUCUCGGCGCGCAUCGAGUUCCUUGGUAGCGAUGCAGUGAAAUUAAUUGCCUUGAUGAUGGACCAACUGGCAGUCGGGGAUUCGGACGCAACCAAACAAAUCACCGAACAUCUCCGUCAAUUAGCUGGUGUCAUAUACGCCAUGAAAGACGCUUUGCUAGACGUCAUGAAGAGAUGCAACCCCGAUGUUUUCUAUAAUCAGGUGCGACCUUGGCUACGAGGCGAGGAUUCUGCAGCCACUGUGCGGAAAUGGAAAUUUGAGGGAAUCGACGAGCAUCCCGAUCUACGCCAGCCACAGUAUCUGUCGGGACCCAGCGCAGGACAGAGUUGCUUGAUACAUUCCCUUGACGCCUUCUUUGGCAUCGACCACGGUGCGUCAAAUCACGGCAGCACCUCCCUCAUGACGCGCAUGCAGGAAUAUAUGCCGAAGAAACACCGUGAGUUCCUGAACAACAUCAAAAUGUCUCCUCGACCGUUACGCAAUUUCGUUCUCGCCUCCGUCGAUGCGUGUAUCCUAGCAGAGUUUAACCACGCAGUCGCUGCCCUUAAAGCAUUCCGGGACGCCCACAUGAUCAUCAUCACUUUCUUUGUUUUGGGUCCCGCCAGAAGAGCUGAGAAGAAGGAUCAGGCUGGUCACCCCUCAAACGUCGGAAACGAUCCUAUUAAAGGGACAGGUGGAACAGACCUUGUCAAAUUUUUGAAGGAAACUCGGGCGCAUACGACAGCUGCAAUGAUCGAUACCAAUAGAAAGAUGGAUUAG
Messenger RNA from Psilocybe cubensis, 1326 nucleotides. RefSeq lists its product as uncharacterized. The transcript has 2 exons. The record is from RefSeq and is a predicted model, not a curated record. NCBI's taxonomy places the organism in Eukaryota, Fungi, Basidiomycota, Agaricomycetes, Agaricales, Agrocybaceae. Gene Ontology annotation, cellular component: cytoplasm. Gene Ontology annotation, biological process: 'de novo' NAD+ biosynthetic process from L-tryptophan. Gene Ontology annotation, molecular function: metal ion binding; heme binding; indoleamine 2,3-dioxygenase activity. Bases 1 to 1326 code for a protein of 441 amino acids.